Messenger RNA from Penicillium cataractarum, 732 nucleotides. RefSeq names its product GNAT family N-acetyltransferase. Gene Ontology annotation, molecular function: acyltransferase activity, transferring groups other than amino-acyl groups. The transcript has a single exon. Lineage: Eukaryota; Fungi; Ascomycota; Eurotiomycetes; Eurotiales; Aspergillaceae. The record is from RefSeq and is a predicted model, not a curated record. The coding region runs from base 1 to 732 and encodes 243 amino acids.
AUGUGCUUCAACGUGGAAGAUGUAUCCGUUGAAGAGCUCCCUGACAUGAUAGCUGCAGAGAGAUAUGCCUUUGAGACUCCGCUGCAACCUAUUUUCCGUUUAUACUGCCCGAUUAUCGACAACGAUCGCGAAAAGGCCAUUGCUGACACCGCAGCCAAAGAGCAAGCACGAGCAAGAAACCCAGACGUCAACGAGAAAGACAUGUGGAUCAAAGCUGUUAGCUCACAAGAGUCCGAAACCGACGAGAAACUCGUCGGUGGUGCGCAGUGGAUCUUUAUCUCGAAUGGAUCAAGCGAUCUUAAAGACCAUAUCGAGUCACUAGCCAAGCGUCAUCCUGAGGGAGGGGCCAGACUCUUCGCAGAGCAAUCCUUCCGAAUCCUUUGCGAAUGCGAAGAACGAAAUCGAUUAGGAAUAACUGGAACCGGCCCGUAUGCUACACUCGGCAGCUUUUUCACACUGCCAGAAUAUCGAAAGCUGGGGAUAGGUCAUCUGCUUAUGCAGUGGGGACUGGAAAAGGCUGAUGAAAAGGGCUUGGAUGUAUGGAUUGAAGCUGCCCCGCCGGCAGUUCCGUUUUAUGAGCGCCACGGCUUUAUACAAAAGGAGGUCACCCAUUUGCAGCCACGACAGCCAGAUGGUCUCUCGGAGAAGGUUGCUGCGGAAUGGGACGCCACGGCCAAGUCGCUUUUGCCUAUAACUGCCGUUACCAUGUGCCGGUUGGCAGGGAGUCACUGA